Molecule: messenger RNA, 1867 nt
Organism: Sceloporus undulatus (fence lizard)
Lineage: Eukaryota; Metazoa; Chordata; Lepidosauria; Squamata; Phrynosomatidae
Gene: COLEC10
Product: collectin subfamily member 10
Exons: 6
Coding region: 95-997 (300 amino acids)
Source: RefSeq, a predicted model, not a curated record
AACACACACUCCAUUAGGGCCUCUUCAACACUGCUGUUCUUUAUUUAGCUCAAGUCAAGUGGGAUCUUCCAUUUAGUUAGCUCUCCAGAGUUAUAUGGGAAAUUUUAUUUUGGUGAUUAUUAAAGCUGGGAACAACGAAGGGCAUUUCCUGUGGAGCUCAACAGCCAGCAGUAUGAUGAAGCUACUUUGCAAACAUGAGAUCUGCCUCUUACUCUUUCUUGUCCUUGUUCAGAUCUUUGGCAUAGAGGAUGACAGCAGCCGAACGACAACAGAGAUCUGCUCAACACACACAAUUUUACCUGGACCAAAAGGAGAUGAAGGUGAGAAGGGAGACCCAGGAGAAAUGGGGAAACAUGGAAAAGUUGGCCCAACGGGACCCAAAGGAGACAAAGGAGCAAUUGGCAGUAUUGGUGACCAAGGAAUGACGGGUAAAAUUGGACCGAUUGGCAGAAAGGGUGACAAAGGACUGAAGGGUUUGUCGGGUGUGUCUGGCGGAAAGGGCAAAGCAGGUGCUGUCUGUGACUGUGGGAAAUACCGCAAAGUAGUUGGACAACUGGAUAUUAAUGUGGCUCGCCUCAAGAGUUCCAUCAGAUUUGUGAAAAAUGUGUUAGCAGGAAUCAGGGAGACAGAAGAGAAAUACUACUACAUUGUACAGGAAGAAAAAAACUACAAGGAAGCCCUCACCCACUGCAGGAUUCGAGAUGGGAUCCUUGCCAUGCCAAAGGAUGAGGCCUCCAAUGCUGUGAUCUCUGACUACAUCUCCAAGAGCGGCCUCUUCCGAGUCUUUAUUGGACUGAGUGACCUGGAGAAAGAAGGCCAGUUUAUGUAUGCUGACCGUACCCCCUUGCAGAACUAUAGCAACUGGAAGGAGGGAGAACCUCAGGAUGCCACAGGGGAGGAGGACUGUGUGGAAAUGCUUAGCACUGGGAAAUGGAAUGAUACAGAGUGCCACCUCACUAUGUACUUUGUCUGUGAGUUUCCAAAGAAGAGGAAGUAAGUACAAGGACUGGUAAGACUGGUAAGUACUGGUCAACUACCAAGUCCAUCAUCUAGGGCUGAAUUCCUACUACAAUCCCUAUGAGCACUUCCUAUGGCAUCCUCCUCUCCUACAAUUUUUCAAUUUUAAAUAAUUAGUAUGGGUGUCUGAAAAGUGAGGUAUUUGGCCUAUAGCCACAUGCCAUUCAUUUCAUACCUAAAAAUGCCUCUGGGUCCCAUGUGAGCCCAGAAGAAUUCCUAGAGUGAAGAUGGCAAGUGGCUGUAAUAGAUGGCAAGUAGCUGCAAAGCAGUUCAUUCUCGGGUAGUUUUAACCUCCAUUUCAUGGCUAUUUUGUGGCUUGAUGCACCCAGUACAGCAGCCAUAUUGUGAAUGGGCAAGACCUGCUUUCCAAAGCAGCAAUUUUGUGGUGCCUCUUGGCCACCAGUCCAAAAAGACUGGGAAUCCCUGGUCUAAGAAGAAUCUUGUUCCAUACAGCACUUUACUUCCAAAUGAAAAUUUUAACACCACAAUUCAAGAUGGAGGUUUGUGGCUUCUGCUAAGUCCCACUUGUUAGCAGGAGCAUCACCGGGAGUGUGCAGGGAGUGCAAGCCACACCAGGUGGCCCUCUAAGGUGACACCACUGCUCCCCAAACAUCUGCCUUUUGGCAGAAAUGUGGUGUGCUGUUUGCCUACAUCCCUUUAAAAUGCUGGAGCUCAGCAAAAUUGGUAUGAGUGGGCUGAGGCUCAGCGGAAGGAACACCGAGAGACCUCAAGGUUUUUUUUUUUAAUUAAUUUUUAAUUUUUAAAAAAAUCUUUUUAAAUUUUCUUAAGAAACAUCACAUCUUACCAAAUUUUUACUUUAACGACAUGAAACUAUGUACUUGUAUAUACA